AUGACAGAAGUAAAAAAAGUUAAGCUAAAUAUAGAUGUGAUGGGAAUGAUGAAAGCAUGCGAAACUCUUGUUAAUGAGUGCAACAGUUAUUUCAAAUCUGGUAUUUCAAAUAACAGCAUGAUCCCAAUAGACCAUCUGUUUAAAGAUAAUAUAACGCUAGAAAGCGACUCAUAUAACGAUACAGAGAAGGAAAUGCUCUUAGGCGUGCUUAAAAAUAAUGCAUAUCAAUAUUUUUCGCACAAUGGGGGCGGUGUAGAUGUUCUAGCCGAGCUGAUCGAUGCACUGAAGAAUGGAAAGAAUGAAAAAAAUGAUGAAGUUUCAUCUAAAUCUAUCUCUCUGAUCAACCAGUUUAUAAAGCCAAAUUCGCUGAUAUACAGGCCAGAGCUUGGCAUUUAUAGACAGGUGAACAUGAAUGAAGCACCAGAAGAUAUAAAUCAGCCCAGUGGAAAUAUAGACCAUAUAGACCUAAGCGCCAGGACAUACACGCUAGAGAUUGAUGAUGCGAAGUUCUUGAGCUUGGCAGACAUGCUUGAUUACACUACAGAGAGCCGAAACAGAGAAUUUCUCAGCUACACUGCCUCUGUAAUGAAAUCAGAAUACAUAAAUAUAAAUAUUUUGAAAGGAUAUUUGCCAAAAAACGAAAAAUACUACACAUUGGACGAGCUGUACGACAAUAAACAUGACAAAACUAGUGAGGCACUGGUGGAUUACGGGCUCAAGCUUAUCCAAGAAAACUAUAAAGAAAUUAAAAGUCUAAUUAAAAUAAUUGAAGAGAAAAGUGAUGACUCCUUUAUUAGAGCGCUGCAAGAUAAAAAGUUUAAAAGUAUAUUCAGCGCUGAAGGAGACUUAAAAAUUGCUCUUUCUAUAGCCGAGAACAUAGGUAUGAUUUCAAACGAAAAAAACGCACACAAAUGCAUGGCCAGCGCAAUAGAAUACAUGGUAGACAACAAUGUUUCUCUCUUGAAAGAAAAAAAAGACGGGCCGAAUGUUCUGAUGAUAGAAAAUGAUCUGUCCAACAUUGCAAAAGACUACAUACAUGGGGAUAACCUUUUAGAGGGCAUGAUAGAUGCUAAAAAAACUGAGUUGGCUAAAACGAAAGGGGUUUUAAAAGACUCUGUUCAAGCAAUAGAGCAAGAAAAUAGCGAGGAAGGAGCUAACAAUGUAAAGAGUGUCUCUAACAAUCUGAAAAACCAAAUAUAUUCACUAGAGUGCGAUGAAAAAAAAGAAGAAACACAAUCUCGUAACAUUGGCGAGAAUAAGUCUUACUUUUUC
Nematocida minor is the source of this 1272-nucleotide messenger RNA. RefSeq lists its product as uncharacterized. The annotation marks the transcript as partial. Lineage: Eukaryota; Fungi; Microsporidia. The transcript has a single exon. The record is from RefSeq and is a predicted model, not a curated record.